UGUUCGUAAAAUGAUCUGAGUAGCACUAGUGUCUGGUGCAACACACCCAAUGUUUGUGUUUUCAAAAUUCUCGUGAUCACCGUAAUUUUUAAUAACAAUAAAUCGGUAUGUAGACACCAAGUGAUUUAAUCUUCAAAAAUGUGGACGACGACGAAAACAACUAAAUACGGCGUCGCCGUCUACAAUUGGCGAGGAGACACAAGAUACGGACUGCCAUUAGAGAUUGGAGAAACGGUUCAUAUUUUAGAAGAAUGUGCAGGAUGGUAUAGAGGCUUUUCAACAAAGAAUCGAGCAGUGAAAGGUAUAUUUCCCAGUUCUUAUAUUCAUUUGAAACCAUGCAAAAUCGAAAACGAAGGCCUGUUCGAGUCAGUAAUACCAGAGGAAGAUCCAGUAGUACGAGAAGUUACCCUAGUUCUUCGAGAAUGGGGUGGAAUCUGGAAGAGACUUUAUGUGGAACGGGAGAUUUACAAAUUCAACACAUUAAGAAAGGUAAUGAGAGAAUUACUGGAAUGGAGACGACAACUUCUAGGUGGAACUCUAACGACAGAUCAAACAAGGGAAUUGAAACUACGAAUCAUCAACAAAGUGGACUGGGGAAAUCGAAAACUCGGACUAGAUUUAGUGCCUCGACAAGGAGCACACAUGGUAGAACCAGAUACUAUGUCUGUAGUGGAUCUUUAUUAUGUGCACGUUCAAAGCGCUGAAAAUUCUCAAGGAGCAUCAGCAAGAGGGACUUUACGUCGUAAAGAGCACAAAAAAGUACUCACUCAUCAUCUUUACUUUUGUAUGAGAGACUUUGGCCAUUCCGUUGGUGAAGAUACAGAAAUAUAUUUUUCCCUGUGGGACUCUAGACGAAAUCAAUAUUUAAGCGAACGUUUCCUAGUACGAAUAUCCAAAGAAGGUUUUUCUAAUUAUGUUGAAAAACUACACAGCAAUUGUACCAUUUUUACUGAUCUUGGAAAUUCAGAUCUUAGUCGUGAUCUGUAUGUAGUAGCUCAUGUGAUGCGAUGUGGUCGAAUGCUUUAUUCUGAUUCUAAUAAAAAUAAAAGUGGUGGUGUUAAUUACCGACGACCUCAUGGAGUUGGUGUAUUAUCAUUAGCAGAAGCUGCUCAAGAUCAUAGUGAAGAAUUAGAGAUGACAUUUAAGGUAUAUCAAGGCGAAGAAAAAGAAUUUCAUCAGCUUCAUGAACAGAUAAUAAAAAACAACAAGUGUUCUCCUCUUCCCGGUCAACCAAAUUACGGAAUUGUUGUAUCACUACGAGUUCUUCAUGGUGAAUUAUCUCAAGUGCGAGAAGAAAAUCCUCAUCUUUUUAAAAAUGUUUGCCUCACAAGAAAACUGGGAUUUUCUGAUGUCAUAAUGCCAGGCGAUGUAAGAAAUGAUUUGUAUUUAAGAUUAGAACGUGGAGAAUUUGAACGAGGUGGUAAAUCAACUGGAAAAAAUAUUGAGGUAACAAUGUUGGUGCUUGAUGCAGAAGGACAACCUUUGGAAGGUUGUUUAUUUGGAGCUGCUGGUAUGGAAGGUAGUUCUGAAUACCAAAGCCUAGUAAUUUAUCAUCACAAUAGCCCAUACUGGGGUGAGACUGUUAGACUUGCUGUUCCUAUUGAAAAGUUUUAUGGGAGCCAUAUACGAUUUGAAUUUCGUCAUUGUUCUACUCGAGAAAAAAAUGAUAAAAAAUUAUUUGACUUUGCUUUCGUACGAUUAAUGGAGCCAGAUGGUGGUGCUACAAUUCAAGAUGGUCUGCAUGAACUUUAUAUAUAUAAAUGUGAAGAACGUGCUAAAUUAGACUCCUUGAGUUAUCUCGCUUUACCAUCAAAUGCACGGGAACCAAAUUAUUCUGGAGUUCCACCAUUUAUUCGAUCACCAAAAGAAGCUGUUUUUAUUUCAACAUUAUUAUGUAGCACAAAAUUAACUCAAAAUGUCGAUUUAUUGAGCCUCCUACAAUGGAAAACACAUCCAGAAGGAAUAGCAGAAGCUUUAGGACGAGUUUUACGCCUAGAUGGUGAAGAAUUGGUGAAAUUUCUUCAAGAUAUACUUGAUGCUUUAUUCGCUAUGUUUCACACAGAAGAUGGAAACUCAACAGCACAUUCUGGGCUUGUUUUUCAAGUUCUUGUUUCAAUAUUUAGCCAUUUGGAGGAUUCAAAAUUUGAACAUUUUAAGCCUGUGAUAGAUGCUUAUAUUUCCGGCCAUUUUGCUGCUGCCCUCGUUUAUAAAGGCUUGUUAAGUAGUGUACAACAUUGUGCUGAUUGGGUGACAGCAGCAGAAAAGCAGGAACCAAUAAUGAAAUGUUUCCGUUCACUUGAAUAUAUAUUCAAAUUCAUCAUACAGAGUAGAUUAUUGUUUGCUCGAGCUACUGCCGGUCAAUAUGAAGAUAGCUUCAAGAGGGAUCUUUAUUGUGUAUUCGCUGCUUUAAACAAGAUGCUAACACUACCAUAUGAAAUGGUUUUACUCUCUCAAGUAGCUUUACUAUUGUCAAUAUCAUCAGUCUUUGAACAGCUUGUUGCUGUUUUGCCGGUAUUAGAAAUUGCUAAGCUUACCUGCACAAUGUUGGAUUCUGUUCCAAGAGAACCUCAUCCACAGCUUAUGCAAGCGAAACUUGUGGCCAUAAAAAAUCUCGUUACGUCGACACUCUUUCAAGACGACGAGAGUAGAAAUUUACUUCUAACGACAAUCUGUAGACAUAUAAGAAUUCAUUUAGCAAGAAGAGAAGAACUUCGGUCUUGUACAGAUAUUCUUGGAGAAAUUUUAAAAUUCCUCUAUAAGCGAGGUUGUGAUACAAACAAAGUCAAUAACUGUAUUCACCAUGACAUUGAAACUUUAUGUCUUUCUAUUCUUGAUGUCUUAAUACAAACCAUUUUGAUAAUUAUUGACGCUAAUGGACCAGUUUUAGGAUGUCUUGUUGCAUGUCUUCUAGGACUGCUUCAGCAAUUAGAUGAAUAUCAUUAUGCAAGAUUGUGGGAAGAGUUUAGUUUAGGAGGUGAAAAGAAACCAUUAAAGGAUUUUCUUUUACGAGUAUUUUUAGUUCUUAAAGAUUUAGUUCGUCAAGAAAUAUUCCCACCUGAUUGGUUAGUCAUGAGGAUGAAGGCAAAUAAUAUAAUAUUAAAAUCACUCCAAGAAUUAGCACAACCAUUAGCAUUUAAAUUUCUCCACAUGAAUUUUGAUUCUCAACUUUGGUCUACAUAUUUUAAUCUUGCUGUAGCAUAUCUUACACAACCUUCACUACAAUUAGAACAUUUUUCAGAAGUAAAAAGAGAAAAAAUUGUAGAAAAAUAUGGUGAUAUGAGAGUACUUAUGGGCUUUCAAAUUUUAUCAAUGUGGUCUCAUCUUGGAGAACGAAAAUUGGAAUUUAUUCCAGGAAUGGUUGGACCAUUCCUUGAAGUAACUUUAGUUCCUGAAAGUGAAUUAAGAAAAGCGACUUUGCAUAUUUUCUUCGAUAUGAUGGAAAGUGAGCAACGAGCUCGUGGUAGCUUUAAAUCAGUCGAGUCGGAAUUGAUCGAUAAAUUGGAUAUUUUGAUAAGCGAAAAUAAAGGAGAUGAUGAAUAUCGUCAAUUAUUUAAUACUAUGUUACUCGACCGAGUACAAUCAGAAGACCCAACGUGGAAAGAUAGCGGAACAGCGUUUAUUACUUCUGUUACUCGGCUGUUAGAGCGAUUACUAGACUACCGGAGUGUAAUUCAAGGAGAUGAGAACCGUGACAAACGCAUGUCAUGCACAGUUAAUUUAUUGAAUUUCUAUAAAAAUGAAUUUAACCGUAAGGAAAUGUAUCUACGUUACAUCUAUAAACUCCAGGAUCUCCAUUUAGCAGCUGAGAAUUAUACAGAAGCGGGAUUUACAAUGAAACUUUAUGCUGAUCAAUUAAGUUGGGAUUCCACAGCUUUAUUAUCUGCUGAUCAUGCACAUCCUCAACAACCUGAAUGGCAAAGAAAAGAGAGACUUUAUCAUGAAAUAAUUCAUUACUUUGAUCGUGGCAAGUGUUGGGAAAAAGGAAUUCCUCUUUGCAAGGAAUUAGCAGUACUUUAUGAAACACGCCUCUACGAUUAUGCAAAACUGAGUCAUAUCCUAAAAAUGCAAGCUAAAUUUUUUGAUAAUAUUCUAACGCAAUUACGACCGGAACCUGAAUAUUUUCGAGUUGGAUUUUACGGUCUUAGUUUUCCUCUAUUUGUUCGAAAUAAACUUUUUAUCUAUCGCGGAUUGGAGUAUGAAAGAAUAGGUGCCUUCACUCAAAGACUUCAAACUGAAUUUCCGAGCGCACAAAUUCUAACUAAAAAUUCCCCACCGGACGAAAGUAUUAUUACUUCUGAAGGUCAAUAUAUUCAAAUAUGCAACGUUAAACCAAUUCCGGAUGAAGGUAGUUUGGCAUGUACCGUAGGUGAAGUUCCAGAACGUGUGGUAGCAUAUUACCUUGUUAAUGAUGUUCGGAAAUUUACGUUUGAUCGACCAUUACAUCGUGGGCCAGUUGACCGUGAAAAUGAGUUUAAAUCAUUGUGGAUUGAACGUACAACGUUAACAACUGAAGCGAAACUACCGGGAAUAUUACGUUGGUUUGAAGUAAUAGAAAGACGUUCAGAACUCCUUGCACCGGUUCAAUUUGCUUGUGAGACAAUGCAAAAUGUUGAAACAGAACUAAGAAGACUUAUGGCUCAAUAUACAGCUGAACCACAUCGAAAUAUUAAUCCAUUUAGUAUGAGACUGCAAGGAAUAAUUGAUGCCAAUGUAAUGGGUGGUAUAACUAAAUAUCAAGAAGCAUUUUUAACUCCCGAAUUUGCUCGACAAAAUCCUGAAAUGGUUCCACAUGUUAAUAAACUCAAGAAUUUAAUUCUUGAUCAGAUGAGUGUUCUUGAAUCAGGUUUAGUUCUUCAUGGACAAAUAGCACCAGCAGGCGUUCAGCCACUACACAAGAGACUGAAUGAAAGAUUUACUCAACUAAAACAGGGUUUGGGUAAUUUAGCAAGACAACGUACAAUUCAUCAAGACAGUAUUAUUAAUUCGCCAUUGCCUCCAUUGCCAACCAACGAAAAACAACGUCCAGCUACAUUAGAAACCGCAUCACGAUUAUCACAAGGAGACAGUGAUGGGCUUGCUGAUGAUGAAGGAUUUUAUACAAAAGUUGAUGGAGCUCCACCACCUAUUCCUCAACGAGAGGUUCGACCUCGUUCAGUUGGCUAUGGAUCUACACCACCUAGACCAACACAUCAUAGGACUUUAAGUAAACCUCUCAGUCCUAAACUACCACUGAGGCAUUCUCUACCUACUCCAACUGAUGGUACAGACCAAACAAACAUGAGAAGUUCUUGGAGUGAACCUGGACCUGAACAAGCACCUCCUUUACCACCAAGAGGGUGUACUCCAGACAAACGAGAAUCGAAUUCUGGUUCUGUUGGACCACCAGCACCACCAAAACGUUUAUCGCACAAAAAGAAUACCGAGUGGAGUAUGGAAGAUGAUACAGAUAAUACAGAUUCUAAUGAUUUAAGAGAUUCAGGAAUUUCUACAACUAGUCUAUUAGAUUUUCAGUCUCAUUUAAGUAAUUUAAAUAAUCUCAGUUAUGAAGAUUUUGAACCAAGAUUGAGAACCAAUGAUAUCAUGAACAUUUCACCACCUUCUGUGAUAAACGCAUUGAACGUUUCCACAAGUAGUUUUUCGAGUGCCACAUUACAAGGUUCACAAACAGUUUUGAAUCAAGAGUUAAGUCCACCUCCUAUUCCACCAAAAGCUCACCAAGACACUCCAUCAGCUCCAUCAACUUUAGAACGUCCAUCGAAUCGUAUUCAUGGAUCUGGCCAUACUGAAAAUUAUUCAGUACCUAAAUUACAAACACUGUCAGUUGCCACUGAUGGCGAAAGUACUGUGUAACAAUGACAUCCUAGUCUUAGUCUAAUAGUCAUGAUGAUAUACAAAAAGCGCACUUCUCAAAAGUUGAACAUUUUUUUUGUUCAAAAAUAAUUGAGGAUGCACAAAUCAAUUAUAAGAAAAUGUGUAAUAAUCUUAGUUAAUAAGGAAAUUAUGACCUAUAGAUUAAUAUAAUUUUAUCAAACUAUAUUGUAUAUCUUUGCUUCAAUUAAUUGCAAAAAAUUUAAAGCUGAAUCAUGAUUGUUUCGUUUUUUUUACAUAGACAUUUUUUUAAAAUAAUAAUUGUAACUUUGCGCUU
Molecule: messenger RNA, 6145 nt
Organism: Chelonus insularis
Lineage: Eukaryota; Metazoa; Arthropoda; Insecta; Hymenoptera; Braconidae
Gene: spg
Product: dedicator of cytokinesis spg
Exons: 14
Coding region: 139-5850 (1903 amino acids)
Biological process (GO): small GTPase-mediated signal transduction
Cellular component (GO): plasma membrane; cytoplasm
Molecular function (GO): guanyl-nucleotide exchange factor activity; small GTPase binding
Source: RefSeq, a predicted model, not a curated record